UAUAAACAGCAGCCUCUCUGGUCCUGGACUCCGACACAGUCUUCUCGGUGUCCUGGGUGUAGGUGCCCGCAUGUGUGCGUGUGUAUAUGUGUGUGUGGAUGUGUGUGCGUGUGUGCUGGUGCUGACUUGAUGCGGUGGACGGUGUGAGCCAGGACCCUCACACACAGCAUGGGCCCCGGGGAGUACAUCUGUGUGACCCUGCGUGGCGGGGCCCCAUGGGGGUUCGGUGUGCGCGAGGGAGACGGGGACACCUACACACCCUUUCAGGUCUACCAGGUCCAGGAGGACGGGGCUGCCUUCAGCGCUGGAGUGAGGGACUACGAUGAAGUGGUGUCAAUCAACGGAGAGCCGUGCGAAGAACUCCAUCUCCCAGAAGCCCUUUAUCUGAUCAACUCCUCCACAGACUGCUUGCAGCUCCUCCUGAAGAGGUACGGCUCAAGCCCCACCGGCAGCAUGGACCCAGACGACGAAGAGGAGGAAGAGGAGGAGGAGGAGGAGGAGGAGGUGCGAUACCGCCCGACCACAUCCCCCCGCGUGACCCUGGAGAGCACCACCCUCCACAUCCUGUCCGCCGGCCGCCCCCACCCGGCCGCCCGCGACCCCAGGGACCUCUACGUCUCCCAGCCCCCCGACGGGGACGGCUCUCCCUGCUACGGCGCGGCGGUCCGAGACCCCGACCCCGAGGACGGUCCGCCCCUGCUCCGCCGCUUCUCCCCCGGUGCGGCCGUGGAGCUGCGGCUGUCCCUCCCCCCCGACCCCCUGGAGUGCACCUCCCUGGGCAGCGCCCUGGGCAUGGAGGGGCUGACCUGCGCCCCCGAGGACGCGCCCCACCCCCACACCUCCACCCGCUCGCUCUACGUGCCGGCCCCGCCCCCCCGCGAGCCCAUGGGCCAGCGGGGGGUGGUGCUCCGCCAUGCCGGCUCCGCCUCCGGGGGGCUGGGGCAGGUGGAGUUCACGCUGCAGCACCCCGUCAGGGGCGGGGCUGGCGAGGCGGUGGUGGGGGGGCCCGGGGCCGGCGGAAGCGUUGGAUCCCGGGGGACGGCGGGAGUCGAGGGAGGGGGCGGGCGCAGCGAGGGAACCCCUCCCUCCUUCUCCGUCUCCUUUGGCGUUCCCUCGGAGGAGGCCGGCACUGUGGAGGAGAGGGACCGCGACUCGGAGGGGGAACCCCAAGAGCCCAACAAACACCACGCCCGGCACGCCAGGCUCAGGCGCAACGAGAGCCUGUCCGAGAAGCAGGUGAAGGAGGCUAAGUCCAAAUGUAAGCGCAUCGCCCUGCUUCUCUCCGCCGCUCCGCCCAACCCCAACAACAAGGGGUUGUUGAUGUUCAAGAAGCAUCGGCAGAGGGCCAAGAAGUACACUCUGGUGAGCUACGGCACCGGGGAGAGCGAACCCGAAUCCGACGGCGAGGACGACGCAGACGAAGACGGCGAACACACCGUCGAGUUCACCCUGCUGGCCACGAGCGACGCCGACCUCGACGGGCACUUCUUCACCGACACCCAGACGGGAAAGGGCGUGCUCACCAUCAACUGGGACAAGGGGCUACUGGAGAUCGAGCAUAUUCUGAACAACCCGGAGGAGAUGGAAUGUCUCCCUGACACCAAGGGCAAGGGUGCAGUGAUGUUCGCGCAGCGGCGCCUGAGGAUGGACGAGAUCACGGCGGAGCACGAGGAGAUGCGACGCCAGGGGAUCCCCGUGGAGGGGCUCCAGGAGACCGAGACCAAGGCCUCCUACCAGCAGGUGGAGGAGCACUCGUACAGGCAGUCCACCAACGAGAGUAGUGCCUACACGGAUGUGGCUGUGCAGCAACAGCAGCAGCAGCAGCAGCAGCAGCAGCAGCAGCAGCAGGAGCAGCAGCAGCAGCAGCAGGAGCAGCAGCAGCAGCAGCAGCAGGAGCAGCAGCAACAACAAGAGUACCAACAGUACCAGGAGCGACAAUACUAUGAGCAACAGCAACAGCAGUAUCAGCAGCAACAGCAGCAGCAUCAGCAGCAGCAGCAACAGCAGGAGCAGCAUCAGCAGCAGCAGCAACAACUGUAUCAACAGCAGCAACAGCAGCUACAAUACGAGCAGCACUAUCAGCAGCAGCAGCAACAACAAUAUGAACAACAGCAAUAUCUGCAACAACAGUCUUAUCAACAACAGCAGCACUACCAACAACAGGAGUAUCAGCAACAGCAGGUUAAGCAGUACGCUGCGACCAAUGGCACAGUCCACCACCAAACCAAUGAAGUGCAGAGCUCAUAUGCCAAUCACACGGCGAAACCUUUCUCCGUGGAACAGAUGACCCUCAACCCCUACUCUCCCGCCAUGAGUGGGACCAACCAAGAUCCGAACAGCCAGGGAGAGGAGAUAGCGUCCCGUGAUGAACGCAUCGCUACACCUGCGAUCAGGACGGGCGUCUUGCAGGACACCAGAAAAAGAAGCACAAUGUUCACAUUUAAAGAGGCACCGAAGGUGUCGCCCAACCCUGUGCUGCUGAACCUCCUCAACAGGAACGAGAAGAAGGGUUUUGAGUAUGCAGCUGAAGAAGACUUCCUUAGCCUAGGGGCUGAGGCCUGUAACUUCCUCCAGUCUACAAGAGUCAAACACAAGACCCCUCCACCGGUUGCUCCAAAGCCCGUUAUUAGCCCCUCCUCUCUAUCAUGGCUGCAGCAGAUCGAACUGACCAACCAGGAUCAGCCUGAGCUCGCUGAAAAUAGUGUGCCAGCACCUGCUGUUGCCCCCACCGUGGAGGCUGCCCCUGCUCCUGAACCAGAGCCAAACCCUGCACCUGCUGCUGAGCCCUCUCCUCCCCCUGCCCCCCAGCAGGCCCCUGCCAACAACCACCCCGAUCAAGAGCCCACAUGGAUUGUCCCGGAGCCCCAGACCAAACCUCAACCUCAACCUCAAUUUCAACCUCCACCUCCCACUCCACCACAGCUAAGGGCAGCAUAUGAAGAAGACGGCACUAGAAAUUCUCCCACAGAGCCCCCCGCAGUCCCGGUGAAAUCUUGGGUUCCAGCAUCAGCUCCAGCACCAGUUUCAGCACCAGCACCAGCACCAGUGCCGUCACCAGUACCAGCACAGCAACACCCAGCUCACAGUUCCUGGGGUUCAGCUCAAGUGCAACCACAGGAGCCGGCUCCACGCCACUCACCCUCACCGCUUCCUUGGGUGACACCUCAACCCCCUCGUCCCCAGGUCCAGCCUUCACCAGUCAGGAAUGACUGGGCACCCCCUCAGUCCCCUCAGCAAGCCCAGCCAACAUGGGCCCAGCCACAAGAGCAGUACCAAGCUCAGACGAUUAAUGCUCCAGCAGCAUGGAGCCAGCCUCAAGAGCAGUGCCAACCUCAGACGAAUAAUGCUCCAGCAGCAUGGGCCCGGCCUCAAGAGAAGUCCCCUCCUCUGACAAAUAACCCGCCACCAUGGCUCCAGCCUCGAGAGCAGCCUCAACCACAGCUUGUCCAGCAGCCUUGGAAUCAGCCCCAGCAACAAAUGCAAGGGCAACCUUGGGCACAGCAGCCACAGCCAAAUUACCAACCUCAGCUACCAUGGGGGCAACAAGCUCAGCCAGUGCCACAGGCACAACCACCAUGGGUUCAGCAAGCUGUUCCACAACAAGCAUGGGCCCAGGGGCAGGGACAUCCUCAACCACCCUGGCUUGCGGCUCAACCCCAGCAGCAGCUGGAUCAAAUGAAUGCUUGGCCCCCGUCUCAGCCCCAACAGCAAGCCCAACCACCUUGGAUGCAAGCGGCCCAAACCCAACCUCAAGCUCCUUUAAAUCCAUGGGCUCCAGUACCUGCCCAAGCCCAACCCCAACCAAUAUGGGCCCAGCAGCCUCAAGACCCCGCCCAGCCGCCCAUGCAUCCCUGGGGGCCAGAACAUGGUCAUGCCCAACCUCAGCAACCGUUGGCCCAGCCGGCUCCAACCCCUUCUCCGCAACAGCCGAACUGGCAACAGCCCCCUCCGCAGCAACCACAACCCGAACCACCUUUGAAGACAUGGUCUCCAGCUCAGGCAGCCCCCCUAGCACCUGCACCUUGGGGGGCUGCACCGUCACAAUCAACUCACGCACAUGUGUCGGCUCCGGUGAUGAGGGUAGCUCAAUCGUCCCCCAAGCCCGGAACUCCACAGAAUGACGUCUCUCCGACUCCCCCGCAGCCCUCGAACCCGUACACGUUUCACCGGAGGUCCUCGUCACCCAUCAACCCCAUGGCCACGGUGUUGAUUCCGUCCGCCUCGUCGCACGAGAUGCCCUGCUCUAGAGGGAAGGGCGCCGACCUGUUUGCCAAGAGGCAGUCCCGCAUGGAGCGGUUCAUCGUGGACUCUGAGUCCGUGCAGGCCAAUAAGGAGAGCCGGUGUGCGUCACCGGUGGCCUCCCUUCCGACGGAGUGGAAGUAUUCAUCCCAAGUAAGAGCCCCCCCCCCCGUUGGCUAUAAUCCCAUUCAGUCCCCAUCCUAUCCCCCCGCAGCGAUCAAACAUCCCCCACCGUCUAGCCCCAAAUCCAAAGCCAAGAAGAAGGAGAAGGAAAAACCGAAGCCGGCCCCCAAACCCCUUAAUGUUAUAGAGGUGAUGAGGCAUCAGCCCUAUCAGCUCAUGUCCUCCCUCUUUACGUAUGGCCCUGCAGCAGAGGCUGCAGAAAAGGCGGCAGCGGAGGCUGCAGAAAAAGCCGCAGCUCAUCUUGCGGCUAACCCCAACCCUCCCGUGCAAAAUGCGCCAAUGCAGUAUGAGCAAAUGGCUCCGGUCCAGUAUCCUGGACCGAUGAACGCCCCUUACCCCGGGCAGAUGUAUGGAAUGCCACCUCAUCCCUUUAUGCAGGAAGGCCAGUACCAGCAAGCCCCAAUGAAUCCUUACGCACCUCCAAACCCCUAUCAGCAAGCCCCCAGUGGACCCUACUACCAACCAUAUCCCCCACAGUAUCAACAAACCCCACCCAAUGGGUAUCAACCCCAGUCCCCAAGCCAGCCCUACCAGCAGACCCCCCCGGGGGCUUAUCCACCAGCUAGCAACCCUCCCUACCAGCCCGCGCCCUACCAGCCCACAGAGCCUGCCACUCCCAGUGUCUACGUCGCUCCCGGCACCCCCUUAAUGUCCAGGCAGGACUCUGCGUCUGGUAGCAGCAGCGCAGUGGCGGCGGCCCCAAAGCCGAGGUUUAUGGCUAAGAAAGCCUCGGCACAGGUGUGGAAGCCGAGCGUAGGCGGCGAUGAUGAGUGAGGAGGAUAGGGUCGUGGGCGUUUUGAUCCUUGUUCGCUUUACGAACCCGAGUGCUUUUGUCAGGGCGCAGAUAAACCGCAGCGUUUGAAAGGCUUAGUUCACCUUGAUGUGGUUUGAUUUCCAUAGGAAAUCAUUUUGACAAGUCGUAUCCGUUUUGAGUUGCGUGUGCUCAUGGAGAGCCAGGCAUAACAAGAUUCAUUCAGGAUCAGAUGAGAGAUGAGGAUAAAUAGUGAUAUAUUAUUUUUAUAAAACAUGUACAUUUAGACAAAUGUACAUAAUAUGAUGCACAAGGGGAUAUUAAUUCCCGGGAUGACUAGGGAAAGGGGAGUAAGAUCAGAAGGUUGGGGAGCGAGUAAUAAGUGAAAAGAAACAUGAUGGUCGGAAAUUGAUGCAUGUAGAUGACAGCAUCUGGAAAAUGAGAACUGGAAAGUGAUAUUUAAUGACGAGAGAUGGAAAUGGGACAACGACUAAAAAAACGUGACUUAAAAUGUAAAGAAAAAAAAUCAUAAAACUAAAAAGAAAGUAAUGCUGUGACAUCACAAUGCAAUAACGGGACAAAACUAUUGCUUGCUUGCCAUCCGAACGCAUCAUUUCUAAAUGCAAUUUAGAUCCACAAAAUAUUAGUAUUUUAUCUCAGGGUCUUCGGAAAAACCCCUCCCCGAGCUCCUUGGUUUUAUUUAAAACUUGAGGCCAGCUGUUGCGUCAUGUUUAGGGCUAAAUUUAAACCCACGCUGAAUACAUGGGAGGAAGUGUUUUUGGACAGCUGAACUAAAGCGAGACUUGGGUUACCACUUCAGCCAGCGUCAGUGAGUGUCUCACCCUUACGUUUCCUUGAAGGAAAAGAUAAAAAAGAAAGCUGGGGAUACGAUUUCAUAUUUAAUAGCUAAAUAUCCUGACUAUAAACUUUGAUUUCCCACACAUCCGCGGCUGCUUUUAUUUUAUGAAUGGGAUAUUAAUAUAUGAAUGAAAGAAUAGAUUAUAUAAAAGGAAGACCUGGUGCUGAGGACUAGCAGUGCUGUAAGUUUCAUCCAGGCCUUUUCUUUAUUGCAUUGCUUUCUAUCUUUCUGUUCAUUUUGUGUUGUGACAUGUUUCUUCUCUGUGUUUAUCGUCAUUGUUCACCUUCUCUAUGAUUCACCACAUUAAAAUAUACUUUAUCCUGA
Gadus morhua (Atlantic cod) is the source of this 6356-nucleotide messenger RNA. It is a transcript of the gene synpo2a, whose product is annotated as synaptopodin 2a. The record is from RefSeq and is a predicted model, not a curated record. Gene Ontology annotation, cellular component: Z disc; nucleus; actin cytoskeleton. NCBI's taxonomy places the organism in Eukaryota, Metazoa, Chordata, Actinopteri, Gadiformes, Gadidae. Gene Ontology annotation, molecular function: actin binding. Gene Ontology annotation, biological process: positive regulation of actin filament bundle assembly.